AGUACGCUCAGCAAAUUCAGCACAGCGAGGACAAUCCAGAUGCGCAUGGCUGGUACGCCGGAUUCAGUGAGUGCACUCGAAUUAAAUAAGAUCCCUGUUCUUCCUAGAUCCCCGGUCUAACAAAGCACCUUCUGGGUAGUUCACGGACUGGGAGAAUUUAUCGGAUGUCUGGGUGCCAUACCAUGCUGCUUCUGUUGCCCAAACCCCUUCAAGCCGGUCGCACAAGGUGAAGUCGGCUUGAUCACAAGAUUCGGACGAUUCGAGCGCGCUGUCGACCCCGGUCUCGUCAAGGUGAACCCUCUUAGUGAGCACCUCACGGCUGUCGACGUCAAGAUCCAGAUUGUUGAAGUGCCUCGCCAGAGCUGCAUGACCAAGGAUAACGUCAAUUUGAACCUGAGCUCCGUUAUCUACUAUCAGAUUGUCUCGCCCCACAAGGCUGCGUUCGGCAUUUCCAACAUCCGACAAGCGCUCGUAGAGCGUACUCAAACCACCUUGCGCCAUGUGAUCGGAGCGCGGGUUCUGCAAGAUGUGAUUGAGCGCCGUGAAGAAAUUGCUCAGUCGACAUCGGAGAUCAUCGAGGACGUGGCCUCCGGAUGGGGUGUUGCAGUCGAGUCGAUGCUCAUCAAGGAUAUCAUUUUUAGCAAUGACUUGCAAGACUCACUCUCUAUGGCUGCGCAGUCCAAGCGCAUCGGUGAGAGUAAGGUUAUCGCUGCCCGGGCUGAAGUAGAGUCGGCCAAGCUUAUGCGUCAGGCCGCCGAUAUCCUGUCCUCGGCUCCUGCUAUGCAGAUCCGCUACCUUGAGGCGAUGCAGGCCAUGGCCAAGACGGCCAAUAGCAAGGUCAUCUUCCUCCCAGCAAUGAACCAGACUGUGCAGCAGCAGCUUGCAGCAGCAGAGAAUGCUGGGGAGGGACCAAGCCGAUAUGGACAACAAGUCGAAGAUGGCUUUCAGCAGGCAAUGAAUGCACGUGUGGUCGAGAAUAUCUAGAGCAUCACUCGUUGUUUCUGUGAUAUCGCGGAGGUUGGUGCUUAGGUUGAUGAGUUUGAUGGAGAUGUCGCGUGGUUGGAGCUGACUGGACCCUACCCAUGACGUUCUCUAAGACAGCGCUGCUGCUGCUACAUUGUGCGCAGCUUGCAUUCAUACGCGAAUGAUUAUGACGAUACCCACCCUCGUUUUCGCUUUUGCUUAUGAUACUCCCGGAAUGCGUUGGGCCUUCUUUUUUGAUAGUUUCUGCUAUCGCUUUGCUAAUAUCCUUGUCCUGUUAAUAUUAUUGUGCUCCAAUUGAGACUAGCUCGACAUUGGUGUUAUCCUCGCAGUUGGCCACCGUAAUGUACCUAUUUCAAACGCCCAGUAUAUCAAGAGUAGUAUCA
Aspergillus japonicus CBS 114.51 is the source of this 1367-nucleotide messenger RNA. RefSeq lists its product as uncharacterized. The record is from RefSeq and is a predicted model, not a curated record. Gene Ontology annotation, cellular component: plasma membrane. The transcript has 3 exons. Bases 367 to 984 code for a protein of 205 amino acids. NCBI's taxonomy places the organism in Eukaryota, Fungi, Ascomycota, Eurotiomycetes, Eurotiales, Aspergillaceae.